This is a messenger RNA of Momordica charantia (bitter melon), 2257 nucleotides long. Its product is annotated as protein SIEVE ELEMENT OCCLUSION B. Gene Ontology annotation, biological process: phloem development. The record is from RefSeq and is a predicted model, not a curated record. Lineage: Eukaryota; Viridiplantae; Streptophyta; Magnoliopsida; Cucurbitales; Cucurbitaceae.
GCAAAGAAGAAGAUCCCUCUAUCCCUCUCAAUUCUUUCUUAGCAGUACUAGCCAAAACAAACAUGUCCACACCUCGUCCCAAGACCCCAGCCGCUCCAUUGGCACUUGCUGCCAACGAAGAGCGGAGCCUAAAGUACUUCUCUGAUGAUGUUAUUACAAGUCAUAUAUACACCAAGCAUAGCGACGACGAGGCAAUGAAAAUCGACCUGAAUAACUACAUUUCAUUCAUCGAAAACGUAGUCAAAACUGCAGAUCAAAUUGCUGAAACUCAUCUUGGCCGGGUACAAGGAAGCAAAGGGCAUUUUGUAUUUUCAGAUGACCCCUUGAAAUAUCCCUCCUCAAUUGAUCCACCACUUUGCACCCUUCAUCAGAUCUCAAAAGAGUUGGCAUGCAAGGCUCCAGGAAUAGAAACAGCCCACAAGACAACACUUGACAUUCUCAACAAACUGAUAAGCUACCCUUGGGAAGCCAAGGCCGCGUUAACCUUCGCGGCGUUCGCGACAGACUAUGGAGUUAUUUGGCACCUCGACCAUUACUCUCACUCGGAUCCGCUUGCUAAAUCAUUGGCGAUGAUCAAGCGAGUGGCGUGGCUGAAAAAAGAGUUGGAGUCUUUCAAAUACCGACAUGUCAACAGUCUGAUUUACAGUUGCCUACAAGCGAUUAAGAACAUAAAUGAACUCAAGAACAUAUCCAAAUAUGACACGAAAGAAGUUCCUGAGUUAUCUGCAGCUCUUCGCCAGAUCCCCUUGGUUUCUUAUUGGAUCAUUCACACUCUUGUGGCUUCAAGCACUGAACUUCAUAGCUAUCUUUCUGGCGCAGAAGGUCAGACACUGAAAUAUUUGAACGAAUUGGAUGAAAAAUUCCGAUCUUUACUUUUCACAUUUGAGAAGCAACUCCAGUUCAUCCGAGAACAACAAGAAGAGGUAGAACUUUAUAAGUCUCUGGUGGGUCAAACUGAUCAUUUUCCUACUGAUGUGACAUUGUUCCUCUCCAAGCUGAUUGAUGGCAAACACAAACCCCAGCCUCUCAUAAACUGUUCUACUCAAUUGGAGGAACACAUUGAGGAGUUUUUGAAGGAAAAAAACUUGAUCUUAGUAGUUUCUAAGGGAUUGAAAUUUUCAAUGGAAGAUCUUGAGAUUCUUCAUGUUAUUUACGAUGAAUUGAAAAGGGAAAAUAAGUAUGAGAUUGUUUGGGUUCCAGUCAUCUCAGACCCUCCCAAUGAAGGUGAUGAGGAAGCGUACGAAUCUCUGAAAUCUAAAAUGAAAUGGUACGCAUUGCCAUUCACUACAAAAGUUGCAGGCGUGAGGUUUCUAGAGGAGAAAUGGCAGCUCAGAGAAGAUCUAAUGGUGGUUGUUCUCGACUCGAAAUCGAAGAUCGAAUUCACAAAUGCAGUUCAUUUGACUCGAGUUUGGAAAAGAGAGGCUAUUCCUUUCACGUAUGAGAGAGCAAAAGCUUUGUUGAGAAAGAAUUGGAUUGAUUCAACUGUCGUCAAGUUUAGCGACCAACCAAGGCUACGAAGCUGGAUUAACCAGGAAAGGAACAUCAUAUUCUAUGGAGGACACAACCCCAACUGGGUUCGAAAAUUCGAGGAGACAGCAGAAGCCAUUAAAAGAGAUCCUUUGGCGAGAGAAGAAGGAGCUACAUUUGAAAUGGUACCCAUAGGAAGGAACGACAAAGGAGAGCAUGAUCCUGCUGUCAUGUUUCGUUUCUGGAUGGUACAACGAAGUUUCUUCAAUAUCAAACAUCAACUACAUGGAUCGAGUGCAUCCGAAGACGUCUCGCAAUUGAUAUCUUACGAAAAUGAGAAUGGAUGGGCAAUAAUAGUCAAAGGUCCUACAGUCAUCUUCGUCGGGGGUGGCGAUCUGAUACUAAAAGCAAUGGAAGAGUUUCAAGCAUGGAAGAAAAACUUGCGCUGGGAAGGCUUCUCUGCUUCUUUCAAAGAUUACUACCACGAGCUCACUGCCAAGAGUCCUCACUGCACACAUGUGAACAUUCUAGGAUUUAGCGGAUGGAUUCCGCUGAUCAUCGUCUGCCCCAUGUGUCAUCGCUACAUGGGAAGUGGUAUCAGAUUCACAUGCUGCCAUGGCGGCCCUGAUGUUCUUUAGAUCUCACCUUAUUAUUACUAUACGUCUAAGUUCUACUACUGCCUAAAUAAUACCGUUUGGCUGCCUCUUCUUCUACAUGUAAGAGUCCGAAGGCCAUGUGGUUCAUACGAAUGGAUGUUCUGUUAUAAUAUUUCAUAAUUAUAUUUCGUUUC